Messenger RNA from Linnemannia hyalina, 288 nucleotides. Lineage: Eukaryota; Fungi; Mortierellomycota; Mortierellomycetes; Mortierellales; Mortierellaceae. The record is from the annotation of a GenBank genome assembly.
AUGACUGCUACCACUACCUCAAUCUCCGGAUCCAUCACAAAGUCCGUCCUCUCUAGGAAACAAUUCGAGGGUGUCGGUGCUCGUGUCCGUCGAUCCAUCGGACAUCCCGAACUCCGUAACUACGACCCUUUCUUCAUGCUCGACGAGUUCUUGGUCAACAAGAAUCGUGGCUUCCCUGACCACUCCCACCGCGGAUUCGAGACUGUGACCUACAUGCUCGAGGGUCAGUUCCAGUACGAAGGCUUUGCAGGACACAAGGGGACCAGUGGACCUAGCGACUUGCAAUGA